This is a messenger RNA of Mercurialis annua (annual mercury), 1709 nucleotides long. RefSeq lists its product as uncharacterized. Lineage: Eukaryota; Viridiplantae; Streptophyta; Magnoliopsida; Malpighiales; Euphorbiaceae. Bases 137 to 1258 code for a protein of 373 amino acids. Gene Ontology annotation, cellular component: endomembrane system. The record is from RefSeq and is a predicted model, not a curated record. The transcript has 11 exons.
UGGAUUUUUCUGAGUCGGGUCGGUUGAAAAUUUGCAAAUCUCUACUCAGGACUAACGAAACUUCGACCCGUCCCCUCCCCCUAUCAUCCCUGUCCAGAAAACAAUAGAUCUCCCUCUUCUGUAUCUGUGGAGACAAAUGGAUUUCCAAAUACGCAGCGUUUUCAAUCUUCUCCUCAUAUCUUCUCUACUCUGUUCACUAUCCGCGGCUAAUGAAAGCACCGGAUCAGUUCUCUUCAUCGAUGGCAGUUCUCACAAAUAUCUUCGUUCUCAAUCAACGAACCACAACGACGUCGUUCCGUCUAUGAGUCCUUUGGAAGUUGGUGCUGCUGUGUCUGUCUUGCUCGGUUUCGCACCGCCUGCAACACUAUCAGCUGCUGGUUCAUCUAAGUUAAAUGAGGUUCUUAUGCCCAAUCCGUUUGAUAGACCUCGCGCUGUUUUCUUGCUCGAAAUCGCUGGAGUCAAUGAUCUGGGUUCUUCAGAAAAUGCUAUGUUCAUUAAUGCCAUUAAACAAAAAAGAACUCUUGGUUCUGAGAAAGCUCAAAUUGAACUUCAAGGUGAAGAAGUUUCCGUGGUUUCUUUGGAUGAAAAAGUAGCAGAUAUUACUGACAAGGAGAUUAGUGAUUUGGCAUCUUGGGUGGGUGGAUCAUACAUUGUCAGCGGCUUGAAAUCACUAAAUGGAGAGUUGGUUGUCCCAUUGGCUAGUGGUGCUGAUUUGAAGCUUUAUAUGUCAAGGGAAGCAGACCGAGAAUUUGUUGCAAGUCUCAUUGCUUUGUUCCACAAUAGUAGAAGAGCAAUUGAAAUGCAUGAAGAUCUUUCACAGGCUUCUAAAGGACCUGCAGAAUUAAUUAGGGGUCAUUUUCAUGGCAUUAAGGCUUUGCAAGAGCAGUAUGGACAUGAAGUUGUGCAGCAAGGACUGGAGCUAUUACUUUCUACACUGUCUAAAACGCUUGAGUCUUUCCAAGUGGCAUACAAAGGUCAAAUUGUUGGAGUUAUUAUCUCUAGUGAAAUAUCUUCUCCAGAAUCAGAGAAAAUGUUGGAUGUGGUUUUGACUGCCCGUCCAUCUGCACGCUGGUUGGCAGAGACAGAAGGAUCAAGUGUAACUAAUGCAUCCCUUCUGGAAGUUGUGUUGGUGAGAACGAUCCUUGCUUGGCUGACAGGAAUUAUUCUUAUCAUUGCUACUCUACUUGGGAUUUACUCGCUGCUCUACAUGCCAAUCACGAAGGACACCCUUCUCUACUCUAACGUGAAGCUUGAUUAAAGCUGAGUCGAUGAAUCUUUCUGCUGCCAGAAGCAGUGGGGGGAUGCCAGGGUUUUUGUGCAUGGAUUUUUUUUGUUUUUAUAAAAAAAAAAUAGUACCAAUGGCAGUUUACGUUGUUGUGAAGCCUGUUCCUUGCUAUUGUGUGAUAUUGAGUAGGUUGCUUCGGGUGCGCUCUAUUUAAGCAUAACCAAAGAGAAAAUGAGAAAAUUACUUAUCGACAUGGGGCAAUCAAAUGUGGAAGAAAUGAGUUAUUGUGCAAGAAUUCCAUGGUUGGCAGUUUAGUAGAUUGUCAAAAUGCGCAUUUGUUAAAUAAUAUACUCCAUCUCAUUAUGUAUUUGUACUUGCUAUUCAAAUUCUUGUUAAUUAGUGUAGUUUGAAUAAGGAACUUGCUGGAAUUCCAGUGUUGAAUUUUUAACUGAUGUUUGAAUGUAUAAUUAUCAACUUUUUUGAA